Molecule: messenger RNA, 360 nt
Organism: Scheffersomyces stipitis CBS 6054
Lineage: Eukaryota; Fungi; Ascomycota; Pichiomycetes; Serinales; Debaryomycetaceae
Gene: COX16
Exons: 2
Coding region: 1-360 (119 amino acids)
Biological process (GO): mitochondrial respiratory chain complex IV assembly
Cellular component (GO): mitochondrial inner membrane
Source: RefSeq, a predicted model, not a curated record
AUGGUUUACUUGGGAGGAGAGAAAGUUUUCCGCGGAAGUAAGGAACAAGCUGCAUAUGACAAGUCAUUUGCCGGAAAAUACCAGAAGUUGUUGAAGAAAAACCAUUUUUUUUACUUUGGUUUACCAUUUAUGCUUUCGAUAGUGGCCGGUUCCAUCUAUCUACAGAAAUUUACUAGUGUGAAAUGGGAGAAGUAUGACGAAAAGUAUCGCCAGUUGAAUGAAGAGGAAAUGUUGUCAAUGAUUGAGAACAAGCGUGAAUUUGACAAGAAGAAGGAUUUCUACAGAUUACAAGGGUUUUCCAACGACGACUACGAGAUUGUCAGGGUGAAGAGAAAGAAGGAAGAUGAGCCAGUAUGGUAA